Daphnia magna is the source of this 1250-nucleotide messenger RNA. RefSeq lists its product as uncharacterized. Gene Ontology annotation, cellular component: plasma membrane. The transcript has 5 exons. The record is from RefSeq and is a predicted model, not a curated record. Bases 1 to 819 code for a protein of 272 amino acids. Lineage: Eukaryota; Metazoa; Arthropoda; Branchiopoda; Diplostraca; Daphniidae.
AUGCCGCAUGCUGACGAGACCACUCCCAAGCAUAUGCAACAACAACAUCAUCAUGGACAACAAAGACCAAAUAAACUUGUCCCUCGAAGACGAAACACGGAAACUGAAAAUGCAGCAAUAUCUAAACGACAUGCUCUAUUGAUGCGCGAUCGACGGAUCCUUAUUUUAAUCACUUUCCUCUGCUGCCUUGCCUCGAUUCUCUGGAUCGUCUCGCUGUCCACGGAUUUCUGGGUUAUUGUGGAUACGGUACCGAAGAACAGUAAUGACUCAACAGCUGUCCUCAAGAGUCAUUUGGGUGUGUGGCGCGGAUGCAUCACAAAUCGACAAAGAAUUAACGAGUCCACCAGCAUCGUAGAUACCGAUGGCUGCUCGUAUCAUAAUCUGGAACAGGACGAUCACGAACUCAAAGCUAAACCUUCUAUUGCAAGAACAAUCGUCGAUUACCGACGAACCAUCGUAGCCCUGGCAGGACUCUCUCUUUUAUGUCACAUUAUGUCCAUCUCGUUUUCCAUGUACACGUUUCGGAAUUCGCGCUACACAUUCAAACGAUUGGCUGGCUGCAUGCAUUUGAUCACAGCGGCAACGACAUUUGUGCUAAUUGAAGUUGUUUCCAACGGAGCGGACUUCUCAAGGGCCCAUUUACUCAGCGUUUUCCCCGUCGGAACGGUUUGGCACCACGGUUUCUCAUAUUACCUAGCCUGGUAUGUUUGCUUCCAGUACGGCAUGGCAGGGCUGACUUUCCUUGUCUGCUCUCGCAAGCGGAAAAGCCUCAACAUUAUGAAAGAAGACGGGACUAUGAUGACUGAUGAUGAGUACUAAGUCGAUCAUCAUUUGCAAUCAUCAAAGGAAAAUAUUCAUCUUCAUUUUAACUAUCGUGUUUAACUAAAAAGAUAUUUAUUAGCCAGAAGGUAUCAGUAAUUUGGAAUGAAAUCGUUAUUUUUUACCCCGCCUCAUGUGCGGAAGUUUAAUUUGUCAAGUGAUAUUUAUCAGUUAGACGCAUUGACGACGCUGGAUGGAAUUGGAUGCGUCGGUUGUGUCGUUUUGGAAAAGCUAGAAACUCGUUUUUGAUUUUUGAUUUCUAGAAGAAAAAAUGGCGACGUUGGUUGCUCGUUGGCGAGCUAUAAAUAUUUAUUGUUGACUACUUCAUUCUUGUCUGACGCCAAGUAUUGAGAAUGACCUGGCCUAAUUGUUCCCGUGAUCGCUGAUGUACACCAUCCUUGCUGCUGCCAGCAAAUAAACUUGAAACCGAA